Candoia aspera is the source of this 6808-nucleotide messenger RNA. It is a transcript of the gene TMEM94, whose product is annotated as transmembrane protein 94. The record is from RefSeq and is a predicted model, not a curated record. NCBI's taxonomy places the organism in Eukaryota, Metazoa, Chordata, Lepidosauria, Squamata, Candoiidae. The coding region runs from base 201 to 4352 and encodes 1383 amino acids. The transcript has 31 exons.
CCGCUUCUCAGUACAAAGCGGGGCCAUAGCAUGACUCCUUCAUGUGCAAGAGGCUCUGGGGUCAUGCCCGGUGUGUCUCUAGCUGGGCCCGAUCCAGAGCAAGUUGACUGCAAGGCUGGGAAAGGACUGACUACCCGCUGUCCUAGGCAAAAGGCGCCUCAAGGAACCCUCUCUGUUGCAGUUAAACUGUGGCGGAUGAAAUGACUGCAGAUUUGGGCCUGACCACAACAAAAGCCCUAACUAUUCUGAGAGAACAGCUGUCAACACUGCUGGAAGGGCAUCAGAAGGAAAGGAAGAAGGUGAUUUCAUGGAAGGAAGUAUGGAAAGCCAGUUUCUUACAUCAUGGCAACCGUUGUUCCUGUUUUCACUGGCCAGGGGCAUCCCUGAUGCUCCUAACCAUGCUGCUACUCUUCUGCUGCUAUGGGAGCCAGCCACAAGGAAGCGAAGGUUCGGAAAUCGUAAAUGCCUUGGCACUGUUCUUCCUGGUGCUACUUGACCUCUUUGUGAUUGGGCGGCAAGAGAGGAUGAAACGUCGGGAAGUUGAGAGGAGACUUCGGAAAAUCAUCAGCAGAAUAAACGAUGCUUUAAAAGAUAGUAAAGAAUUUAUCUGGACAAACAACAUGUACCCUGAUCUUCACAUGCCCUUUGCCCCAUCCUGGUCACUCCAUUGGGUCUAUAGGGAUGGCCACCUUGUCAACCUCCCAGUAAGCUUGUUGGUAGAAGGUGAUAUUGUUGCUCUGAGACCAGGACAGGAAUCCUUCACCUCUCUUAGAGGGAUUAAGGAUGAUGAACACAUUGUCUUAGAGCCAGGGGAUCUGUUUCCUCCCUUUUCUCCCCCACCCUCCCCCAGUGGGGAGCUGAAGAAAGGGCCCCAGAAUCCUCAGAUGUUUCGACUCUUUCGCGUCACAAAAACGCCAGUGAUUGACAAUGUGCGGUUAUGUUUAGACAUGGGCUUAUCACGGCCUGUGACUGCUCUAGAUAAUGAGAGAUUCACAGUACAGUCAGUGAUGCUGAAGUUUGCUGUUCCUGUUGUGCUGCUUGGCUUCCUGAUCACCAAUGCCAUGAGGUUUUUUUUCAUGGCUGGUGGAAUAGUCCCUUGGCAGUACAUGUUUCUUCAGCUUCAGGUUAAUGGUGUCUUGCCUAUCCUCCCACUCCUGUUUCCAGUCCUAUGGAUUCUUGCCACAGCCUUUGGUGAAGCCAGGGUUCUAGCCCAGAUGAGCAAAGCUUCCCCCACAUCCCUGCUGGCUAAGUUCUCAGAGGACACACUCAGUAGCUACACAGAGAUGGUAUCUUCCCAGGAAAUGAUACGGUGUAUCUGGAGCCACUUCCUGCGAGUUCUGAAGGGCAGAUCUCCAACACUCACCUUCACCUCUAGUUUGCUUCACAGCUUGGGAUCUGUCACGGUGCUCUGCUGUGUGGAUAAGCAAGGAAUUCUGUCCUGGCCUAAUCCCAGUCCAGAGACGGUUUUAUUCUUCAGUGGCAAGGUGGAACCUCCUCAUAGCAGCCAUGAAGAUCUGACAGACGAACUUUCCACACGCUCCUUCUGCCACCCAGAAAUGGAUGAAGAGGUGAGGGAUGGGUCCACAAAGGAUGCUCUGUCAGGGUGCUCUGAGCUGGGUCUUGGUCUUCCUGACCCUUGUUUCAUUUGCAAGCCUCACGAAAGGGAUGCUUUGCUCUCAGGGCCCUUGUCGGAUGUGGUUCGCAUCAGCAAUGAGCAAGACAGGGCUGAGUGGUCCACCAGCAAUACUCCCAAGUCUUCUGAUACUCAGAUUCACAAGAAGCCAGCAGGCCGCAGCAAGCACCCUUCGGGAUCUAAUGUGAGCUUCAGCAAAGACAUUGAAGGAGGAGAGGAUGAGCCAAUUCAGGUGGAAGGAGACAGCGAGGGGCUAGCCUGUGAGGCUGAAGACUUUGUGUGUGAUUACCAUUUGGAAAUGCUUAGCCUGUCUCAAGACCAGCAGAACCCUUCCUGCAUCCAGUUUGAUGAUUCCAACUGGCAAAGGCACUUAACCUCUCUGAAGCCCCUGGGCUUGAAUGUGCUGCUCAAUCUGUGCAACGCAAGCGUGACAGAACGCCUGUGCCGCUUCUCCGACCACCUGUGUAACAUCGCCUUGCAAGAGACACACAAUGCUGUCUUGCCAGUUCACAUACCGUGGGGGCUUUGUGAACUUGCCAGGCUAAUAGGGUUUACACCUGGUGCCAAAGAGCUUUUCAAGCAGGAGAACUAUGUGGCCCUUUAUCGCCUGCCCUCUGAUGAGAUGGUGAAAGAAGUGAUGCUUGGGAAGCUCUCAUCCAUCACCAAGAGGAGGCCGCCUUUGAGUCACAUGAUCAGCCUUUUUGUGAAAGACACCACAACCAGCACGGAGCAGAUGCUUUCCCAUGGGACUGCUGACAUCAUCCUGGAGGCCUGCACUGACUUCUGGGAUGGCUCGGAUAUCUACCCGCUUUCUGGCUCUGACAGGAAGAAAGUGCUGGAUUUCUACCAGCGUGCCUGCCUUUCGGGUUAUUGUUCUGCCUUCUCCUACAAGCCCAUGCACUGUGCCUUGUCUUCCCUCCUGAAUGGCAAAUGCAUAGAACUGGUGCAGGUCCCUGGGCAAAAUGCCAUCUUCACCUCUUGUGAUCUUCCAGGGACCAUACCUAUCAAGGAGAGCAGCCGGAGAAACAGUUGGAGCUCAGAUGAAGGGAUCGGGGAAGUGAUGGAGAAGGAGGACUGUAUCCAGGCUUUGAGUGGCCAGAUCUUCAUGGGCAUGGUCUCCUCCCAGUAUCAGGCCCGGUCAGAUGUUGUCCGCCUCAUUGAGGGACUAGUCAAUGCCUGCAUUCGUUUUGUCUACUUCUCCCUGGAAGAUGAGCUGAAGAGUAAGGUGUUUGCUGAGAAGAUGGGUCUUGAGACUGGUUGGAAUUGCCAUAUAUCUCUAACUCCCAAUGGAGAUGUGCCUGGUUCUGAAAUCCCUCCCUCUAGUCCCAGUCAUGCAGGCUCCUUGCAUGAGGACCUUCCUCAAGUCUCCCGAGAAGAUGCAGAGGGGCUUUUGUUGAUGGAGGAGGAAGGCCACUCGGAUCUCAUUAGCUUCCAGCCAACAGACAGUGACAUCCCCAGUUUCUUGGAGGACUGCAACAGGGCCAAACUUCCACGGGGAAUCCACCAGGUGAGACCCCACCUGCAGAACAUUGACAACGUGCCUUUGCUCGUUCCUCUGUUUACAGAUUCCACCCCAGAAACCAUGUGUGAGAUGAUCACAAUCAUGCAGGAGUAUGGGGAAGUCACUUGCUGUUUGGGUAGCUCUGCCAACUUGCGCAACAAUUGCCUUUUCCUUCAGAGUGAUAUCAGCAUAGCACUGGAUCCUCUCUAUCCCUCUCGAUGCUCCUGGGAGACCUUUGGUUAUGCUACCAGCACAAACAUGACCCAUAUUUCUGAUGAGCUCACGCCUCUUCAGCUCUCUGGCCAGCUGAACAGCUUAUCCUGCUCCUUGUCUAUUUGUCCUGAAGAAACGAUUGGGAUCAUCAGACUUAUAGAGCAAGCCCGCCAUGCAACGUAUGGCAUACGGAAGUGCUUCCUUUUUCUCCUACAGUGUCAGCUAACUCUGGUCAUCAUUCAGUUCUUGUCUUGCCUGGCACAACUGCCGCCCAUUCUCAGUACCACUGACAUUUUGUGGCUUUCAUGCUUCUGCUACCCAUUGCUAAGUGUGUCCCUCCUGGGCAAGCCCCCUCAUAGUUCCAUUAUGUCAAUGGCUACUGGGAAAAACUUGAUCUUCAUUCCUAAAAAGACUCAGCAUUACUUCCUCUUCUGCUUCCUGCUGAAAUUCAGCCUCACCAUCUGUUCCUGCUUGGCUUGUUUUGGCUACUUGCUGCAAGAUUACUGUGCAAACUUCAACUCAUCUACCUUCAGCGUGAAUGUCACAAGCUGCUUCUCCCUCAUGCUGCAAAGUGGAGCAGAAAGCCGCCCCGAUUGGUUUGGAACUUUCUCCAACAUUCUUCUCCUAGCCCAGAAAUUUACAGCCGGAAUGAUUGUCUUACACACAGUGUUUAUAUCAGUCACCCAUGUCCAUCGUACCAAACCACUGUGGAAGAAAAGCCCCUUCACUAACUUCUGGUGGACCCUGACAGUAGUGACUGUGUUGCUGGGCCAGAUUGUUCAGACCUUCCUAGACCUGAAACUGUGGGUGAAUCUUGAGUCUCCUGUGAGUUACCAAAUGGAUGACAUUCCCAUGGCCUCCUGGCUGUUGGGUUUGCUUUCUCUUGUCCUUGUGGUGAUAAUCAAUGAGACUGUCAAGCUCCAUGAAAUCAGGGUUCGGGUACGUUACCAGAAGAGGCAGAAGCUGCAGUUUGAAACCAAGCUGGGCAUGAAUUCUCCUUUUUAACCCCCACAAGUUGGAUGUGCCCUGGAGGGUUGCAUGUCCCUUUUGUGCCCAACCUUGUCACUUAGCAGAGAGGGAGUGCCACAGCCUCACACAGGAAUCCCUCUGUGGUCUGAUUGAAAGGUCAGCAGGGGUCCAGGCAAAGGUUCAACAUUGGGACAAUGGCACACAGACAGCUGUCCUUGCCUUUAUUUAUUUUAGGACCUCCUCCCAUGAUGCUUCUUGGAAUCCCUCAGGUUGGCAUGGAUCUAAGAGCAAGAAAUUCUCCCUGAUGCUUUUUCAGACUCCGUCAUUAGAAUCUUUAAUUUUUCACUUGCUGACCUCCCUCCUGUUGGCUGCUUUUGUUCAAAUGUGCUAGUGUGUCUGGCUUUCCUGUCCUGCUAGGCCCUGCAGGAAAGGCCCUACAGAGGCCCCCAGCGGCAGCUGCUGGGGCAGAGUUUGCCUCUCCUGAUAGAGUGAUGAGACUGCCUUUUGUAGGAGAGGAACAAACCAUGCCUGAAGAAAAGUAUUUGGGAGAAUUGGAUGCAAGUGAUUUGCAGGCAGGCUCUCGAAUUAAACUCCCCUAGGAUGUAAGGUCUGUUACCCAUAACUAGCAAGGCAGGCCUUUCAUCCAUAUGGUGAGAGCAUUUAUGGGGAGAGUUACAGUUUGUGGUUUUCUUGGCUUGGCCAGGUGCCAUAUUUUCUUAAUGCUGAAUACUAGUUGGCCAGGUUUGGGUAUAUGUGGUAGUGUCUCACACACCCAUCCAGGGACUGGGAAGCCACGAGAAUCCAUGUGCUCCUGUAAACAUGGAAGUCAAAGUGUCCCAUAAAGUAGCCUGAACCAGACCUGUAUGUCAGGGGUUUCUUAUUUCCUUCUCUGAGAGCACAUUUGUAGGCAACACCGUCUCCAGCUGCUUAGCAUGAGGGAAGGCAGGUAACGCUGGCCGUAUCUCUUCCUGCCUCAAGUCCGUGGGCCAGAUUGUCGCUUGUAAGGCCCAGCAGAGAGGCUCCCUCAGCUGAAUGUUGUCCUUGCCUAUACUUCAAAGCGUAUUUGAGCUGAAGCUCGAGUUAGUGAACUUAGGAACACAAAAUACCUCAUUCCAAAGUCUGUCCCCCGCAAAAGACAGUCUAGUGGGAACCUGCAUACCCCCUUCACCUAUCUCCUUUCUUAAAGGCCAGUUUAGCUAUGAUGAGUAAUUUUCUUUUAGCAGAAAGCAAGUGGAACUGAGUUUUGCUAUCAGUUUUUUCUUCUCUUCAAAUUAUUCUACUUAAAGCUAUCUUAUUAAGACCUGUCCACAGAUACAACAUGCAGAUGAGAGGGCAGGAGAUGCUCAGGAAAAAGCUACUUUGGUCAGAUUUUUGAGCUGCCAUGUAAUGUACCCAACUUCCAUAGGUAUGGGUGAGACAAUCCCAAUUCUCUUCCUACUGCUAUGUUUAAAAUCAUGGAUUGAUUGUGACUAAUCCCACUAUGCUUUGAGGGAACGUUAUCUUUCCACAAUGGGCAAAAUGGUAUUCAGCUUUGCCAGGUAAUACUGAGGCCUGACAGUAUUGGACACUUUCCCAAAAGAAGGUUUUCAUAGCUGGAGGAUUUUUAGAAAUUUGUGGCACAUGCUAAAGCAAGACUGUGAUCCUCUACACACAGCAGAGUUCUUGAAAGUUGGUUUGUGUCUGUGACCCCUAAUUGAUUUGGCCUGGGAAAUUGAUCAGUAACCUAUUAUUACAUUUUUAAAUUGGUUACUGCCGAGACGUUUCCUUUUGUUCAUGAACUUUGCUGCUCUCCACUUGUAGCUAAAAGCCUGUCAUUUUCUCACUUUAUAUAACAUACGUACUGUAUGGAUUUCUAGGAACAAUGAGGUUUGGGAUAUGUAUUCUGGUUCACACUACCAACUAUUCUGUUCACAAGCUACAAUGUUGUCCAAGAUCUGAAUCCUUAUUGGGGUUAGGAAGCUUGCUCAGACCCAAGCUAAAAUGUCGGGAUGUGGAGAAAGGGAGGGGUUGCUUUGCUGUAGGAAUGGGGACUCCCCAACAGGUUCAGAAAAUGUCUUAGGCCAUUUGAAUAUAUAACAGAGGCUGAAAACCGAGUCUCCUAGAGAAGGUGCUUCCUGUAGUUUUUUUUAUCUGAAAGCUGAUCACCCUGAAAAUGACUUUUCUCCUCAUACUUUCACAUACUUUUCUCUUCUUAGUGGUACUCAAUUAGAGUUAAACCAUGACUGAAAAACCUUUUUGAUGGCGGUCUCCUGAAGGACCUGCUACCUUGCUUCCUGCUCCCUCUUUAGUCAGACAGGGCUGCAGAAAAGUGUGGGGCAUCGCCUUAGGAAUGAAUUUCACUUAACGAUCUGUUUUUAAAUGGUGUAUAUUUUAUAUUUAAGAUUUUUGGGAUGUAUGUAAAAAAUAGAUUUGUAUUAAAACUUGUAAAUUGUAUAAAGAAACCAAAAGCACCUGAUUUGAAUGGCAAUAAAUGAUUGUCUUUGAUACAGUAA